UGACAGAGGGAUAAAAAUGACAAACGGAAAUAUCUAUCUUGUUCUCCUAACUCCCAAUUCUAAUUCCUUCAUCGGAUAGACCCAAAAACAGUGCUUCCUCAACAAUUACUAUUGUUUGUUUCUCAAAUUCACACGAAAUUCCUACCUUCUCUCUCUGCGGGAGUUCUCUGGCAAACCCGGUUCCCGUGUUGAUACCCUUUAUCGCUAUCAGCCUAUCAGAAAAUGUUUAAGAUACCAGAUCAUCAGGUUGCUGGCCACCAAGCCAGUAAAGGAAUCAUUGGCCCUCUCAUAGAUAAUUCAGGGCGCUUCUACAAGCCUCUUCAAAGUGAUGACCUUGGCUCCCAGGAGGUGGCGUUCUAUACAAAAUUCUCUUCCAACAAUGAAAUUCCAAAUCAUAUACGCAAAUUCUUCCCCACCUAUUAUGGCACUAAAGAUUUAGAGGCGUCUGAUGGAUCUGGUCUCCGUCCCCAUCUCGUCAUGGAAGAUAUUGCUUCGAUUCGUACUAAUCCUUCUCUAAUGGACAUUAAAAUGGGAUCUAGAACAUGGUUCCCGACAGCUUCUGAAGAUUAUAUCAUGAGAUGUCUUAAGAAAGAUAGAGAAACAACAAGCUUGCCCUUGGGAUUUAGGAUAUCUGGAUUUCAGAUUUAUGGAAGUAAAGACUCUGGAUAUUGGAAACCGGAAAGGAAGUAUGUUCUGGGGUUUAGUACAAAUGAUGUUAGAAUAGCUCUUAGGAAAUUUGUUUCAUCUAAUUUGUCAGAUGAUUUAGUUCCAGAACCAGACUGUGCGUUUGCAGAAAAUGUUUAUGGUGGUGCUGAUGGGGUCUUGGCACAAUUGUUGAAGCUCAAGGCAUGGUUUGAAGAUCAAACCAUUUUCCAUUUCUAUUCUUGUUCGGUUCUGAUGGUUUAUGAGAAGGAAGCAACUCUAAAAGGGGAGGGCCCAGGAGCUACAAUUAAACUGAUUGACUUUGCACAUGUGAUCGAAGGGGAGGGUGUUAUUGAUCAUAACUUCUUGGGUGGACUUUGCUCUCUGAUCAAGUUUAUAUCAGAGAUUCUUGAAAACUUGCCCCAUAAUUCAGCCGAAGUGUGUGUAGGAAUCUCUGAGAAUGACUUAGUUUCUGCCUAUUAAUGGGUACAAGAUAUUACUAGUAUCUGUUGGUAUUUUACUUCUGGUUAAAGUUGAAAGUUAAUUUUACUUGGCUAAUUUGUGACUGGCCAAGAACUGUAUUUUUAAAAAAAAAAAAAUGUGCCAGCAUUGUGCUUUUGUAUUUCUGAAGGUUUUUAUGCUUGUUUAAAAAUAAAAGGGGAAACAAUAAUCCAUUUGUAAUUUGUUUUCUUACAAUGUUUUGCUUUUGGCAAGAAAAAUGGAAAAUACCGCAUAUCCUUCUGGUCUUUGGAACA
Messenger RNA from Humulus lupulus (European hop), 1397 nucleotides. Its product is annotated as inositol polyphosphate multikinase alpha-like. The transcript has 2 exons. The coding region runs from base 223 to 1125 and encodes 300 amino acids. Gene Ontology annotation, cellular component: cytoplasm; nucleus. Lineage: Eukaryota; Viridiplantae; Streptophyta; Magnoliopsida; Rosales; Cannabaceae. Gene Ontology annotation, molecular function: inositol-1,4,5-trisphosphate 3-kinase activity; inositol tetrakisphosphate kinase activity. Gene Ontology annotation, biological process: inositol phosphate biosynthetic process. The record is from RefSeq and is a predicted model, not a curated record.